AUGAGCGACGAUUUGAGCGCAUUUUUCGCCAAGAAAAAGGACAAAAAGAAGAAGACGGCCGUCAAAAUCGAGGAAGUCGGUCAGGCGCUGGAGCGAAGAGCCAAGCGACAAGAGGAAUAUGAGCAUGAGCCAGAAGAACAGGUUGAGAAGCGAGGACAAGAGGAAGAGAAGGCUCAGAGUCAAACUGAGGAGAGCGAAUGGAUCGAGUAUGGAGAGAGUCAGGGAAGACUCGAAGGACUCAGAAUCAAGGAUAUGGGUCUUGAAAGUGAGCAAGAUCAAGUUAACGUCGAGGAACACGAAGAUCGUGAGGCCCACGAAACAAAGACCUGGGGACAAGUGAGCUCUGAAAAGAAGGCGUCCGAGGAGACUGAACAGGCAGUGACAAUCUCUGAUAAGGCAAUGGCUGCUGCUUAUAAGCCACCAGCACUCAGAAAAACGACGGGAGGAGUUUAUCGACCACGUGGACCAGCUGCUAACUUCGAUAUGAGCAGUGAUGCGGCGUUCCCGUCGUUGGCGGAUGCUAGUAAAAUUGAAAAAGUCAAGAAGGAGGAAGGAAAAGGCGCCGGUGGAUGGGUGAAGGCUGGAAGUGGAAUGAGUAGCAACACUGGACCAUCGUCAAGCGGACCACCAAGAGCCUAUACUACGAUUUCGGGAAGUGGACGUGAGAGUGCUCUCGCUGCUGCCAAGCCAAAAAAUCCUGCUAAAGCCUUCAAAAAUUUUCAGAGCAUGCUCAGCUCGACUGGACCAGCUCCAACACGUUCGGAGCCAGCUGCUACUCCAUCUGCUGCUCCAGCUUCGAAUCUAGGAGCACCAAAAAGUGGAUCGUACGUUCCACCGCAUUUGAGGAAGACACAGGCCUAA
Messenger RNA from Caenorhabditis briggsae, 861 nucleotides. The transcript has 3 exons. The coding region runs from base 1 to 861 and encodes 286 amino acids. Gene Ontology annotation, cellular component: cytoplasm. NCBI's taxonomy places the organism in Eukaryota, Metazoa, Nematoda, Chromadorea, Rhabditida, Rhabditidae. The record is from RefSeq and is a predicted model, not a curated record.